Dendrobium catenatum is the source of this 805-nucleotide messenger RNA. RefSeq lists its product as uncharacterized. Gene Ontology annotation, biological process: protein import into nucleus; RNA export from nucleus. NCBI's taxonomy places the organism in Eukaryota, Viridiplantae, Streptophyta, Magnoliopsida, Asparagales, Orchidaceae. Gene Ontology annotation, molecular function: structural constituent of nuclear pore. The transcript has 3 exons. The record is from RefSeq and is a predicted model, not a curated record. Gene Ontology annotation, cellular component: nuclear pore inner ring. The coding region runs from base 122 to 619 and encodes 165 amino acids.
UUUACCUACUCGUACGCCUAAGCUCACCCUUUGAUCCCGGUUUAAAGCUCAAUCGCGCGGGAUCGCCGGUUAGGGUUUCGCAUCAGUCGGAUGCAGCGCUCUCAACAACUCGCCCAACGUAAUGGCUAGCACUCCUGCUGUAACCAGCUCCUCUGGCAGCGGCACACUCAGCAUCAGCACCACCGCCGUUGCAACUGACAGCGCCUCGUUGACCGCUGCCACGAUUUCGACUACUUCCAAGCUUUUGGACGAAUCUCUCUGGUGGGAAUCUUUCGUCGUCCUCUUAGAAGAACUCGACAGUGCUCCUACACUCUCCGACCUCGAUGACAACAUGGUAAAUAAGCUCAAGAGAAAUCAUCCCUGGUUCUUGGACUCGGUUUCACGCUUCAAGUCCCCAAAUGAAUUAUCUAGGCGUGCCUUGGAUUCGAACGAGAUAUCCCUCGGAUUACACAGCAUUGUUAUAGAGCCGAAGUUGAAGGAAGCUGCGCUCCGGGCUAGCAAAGUUCUGUGCUUGGAUGAGGUGCAGACAUACAUUUUGGUUAGCAGGUCUGUUGAGAAUGAUAGGUCUAUUGCUCGUGUUGAAGGGCAAGAUUUUUUACAAUGGAACUUCGUGUUUUGAUUCCAACUGAUUGGUCCUUUGGUGGCUGGGGAUGGUGUUGGUGCAAGAUGUUGCCACUCCCUUCCAUCUGACACUGGCACUUGUCCACAUGAAGUUGAAGAUUAUUUGCUUGGGUUGCAGGCCAAUUGUAGCGUAUGAAGGUUGGUUGAGCCAAUAUGAACUAAUUUGGGUAAGAUAUUAACAUUU